UAAGCUGUGACGCAAAAAAAAAAAUAAACGUCACGUCACCACACAAUGUUGAAACCCUCUUCCUCUUAUUUUUUUCACUCCAUCAGUUUGUAUUACUUAGGCGUCCGAGAAUGCGAUUUUUACCUGGAACGAUGUCUGCCGUAUGUGUUUGAACAAGGUAAGCUUUGCAACCUUCAUGGAAUCCAUCAUGGAUUUUGGUGUAUUUUCCAUUUUGCUGGUGAUGACCAGCCUGGCUCUUUAUACAGCUGGGGAUGUUCCACACAUCAUUACGGAUCCACAUGUUAAUGCUUACCUGGGUGCUGAUUUCACACUGAACUGUAGGCUGAGUCCGAACAAUACCAAUGUGUCACAGGUUCAGUGGUCAUGGAGAUCAUCAGAGAAGCCUGAAGAAAUAAUUGUUGUAUUUGAGAAACAGUUUGGGACACAUUACCAGUGUCUUAAAUUCAGGGGCAGAGUAACUUUCUUCAGUCAUUCCCAGUAUCAUGUGUCCAUCCGAGUCUCAGACGUGAUGAUGAAUGACACCGGGAACUACAUCUGUCAUUACACCACCUUCCCCAGCGGCAACUUUCAAGCGACCAUUACAGUCACUGUAACAGAGCCCCCCCAAGGAGGUUCCCUUUGGAUUCUGGGAACUGUCAUGGCUGCCCUGCUGUUCACAGUGCUGCUGGCUGCCGCUGUGUAUUUCACCCUAAAACACGCCCAGAAAGCGACUGGCGCAAGAAGCCGUAAGUCACAGCCUCACCAUUUUGUUGCCACAAAUACACUUGUCGAAAAAAGUAAAUCAUUAUCAUUCUGCUUAACUCAUUCAAUUCCAGGCUCAGAUCAGACCACCAAUGAUCAAGAUCAGGAUUUAAACUAUGCAGAAAUUGGUUUCUUCAAGAAAGCAAGUGGCACGAAGGUUCCCCAGUCCAAGUCAGACGUAGAGUACGGGGAAGUGGUCUUUCCCAGCGACGCGUCGCGCGCCCAUUCCCCAUCAGGCCGACCGAAUGCGCACAGCGACACGACUUACGCUGAAGUCAAAAGGGCCUAACCACUCAGGACUAUGCUAAGAAUGUCUUUCAAUGAGCUAAGAAGUUUAAAUUUGAGGGGACCCUGUCAGCACCCCUGUGAGCUGUAGCAGGAAAGUGAAAUGCCACAUCAUUCGGAGGCGAGCGUAGAGAAGUCCUGCCAGGCAUGUACUGCUUGGGGUGGGGCGUUGGGGGAUGUAACUCAAUCUGACAGUUCUUUACACAUAACAUUGGCCCAUUAAGUACUGUAAAGUGUUCUAUUAACUGUUAGAUGUUGCUGUUGUUCAAUUGUGCCCCUAUGGCUGAUUGACAGGGUCUUGUUUCCUGCUAUAUGUUUCCUGGUUCGCCCUGCGUGUGGUAUGAUAAAACCAGUGAAUAAAUGCUGUGCAGAACAGA
This is a messenger RNA of Brienomyrus brachyistius, 1403 nucleotides long. RefSeq names its product T-cell immunoreceptor with Ig and ITIM domains-like. Gene Ontology annotation, biological process: heterophilic cell-cell adhesion; homophilic cell-cell adhesion. Lineage: Eukaryota; Metazoa; Chordata; Actinopteri; Osteoglossiformes; Mormyridae. The record is from RefSeq and is a predicted model, not a curated record. Bases 143 to 1030 code for a protein of 295 amino acids. Gene Ontology annotation, cellular component: adherens junction. The transcript has 6 exons.